Messenger RNA from Diaporthe citri, 1422 nucleotides. RefSeq lists its product as uncharacterized. Gene Ontology annotation, cellular component: cytoplasm. Gene Ontology annotation, molecular function: nucleic acid binding. The record is from RefSeq and is a predicted model, not a curated record. Bases 1 to 1422 code for a protein of 473 amino acids. Lineage: Eukaryota; Fungi; Ascomycota; Sordariomycetes; Diaporthales; Diaporthaceae. The transcript has 2 exons. Gene Ontology annotation, biological process: methylation.
AUGGCGGAGAUUUCAUUCCUCGUCCGCUUCAGCCAGGCGCACGAGACCUUCCGCGUGCCUGAGUUGCAGGCCCUGGCCGAGGCCGAGAACGUCCCCUUCACCGUGGUCUCAUACAGCAGCCUCGUGCCAUUCUGCAUCAUAACGGGUCCCCCGGAUCCUGACGCAGCAGCCCGCCUCGUCCGCCGCUCCAUCCUCACCCAGGCCAUCUACGAGUACUGGGGCUCUGGGGACAGCCUGGACGACCUGCACCAGGACGUAAAGGCGCGAUCCGCCCACCUGUGGGAGCAGCACGCCGCCGACUCGUGGAAGUUCAACAUCGACUCCUUCCAGGGCACCCGCAGCAACGCCUCACGCCGCGACAUCAUCAACUCCUUCCACUACAUGCCUCUCCGCGGGCCCAUCAGGAUGAAGGAUCCCUCCCAGGAGUACACUGUCUUGGAGGAGUGGCCCAGCGACUCGCCACGCCUGGCUGUGCCCCAUCCGGACCGCUUCCACUUCGGCCGCCUCCUCGGCAGGGGCGCCCGCGACAUGGUCGCGCGCUUCGACCUCAAGAAGCGGCCCUAUAUCUCCACCACCUCCAUGGACUCGGAGCUCGCCCUCGUCACCGCCAACAUGGUACUCGCCGCCCCCGGGAGGCUCUUCUACGACCCUUUCGUCGGCACCGGCAGUUUUCCCAUCGCGUGCUCCGCGUUUGGCGCCCUGAGCUGGGGCAGCGACAUCGACGGCCGCGCCGUGCGCGGCUCGGGCCACGAUGCCAGGGCAGAGGCCAAGAGGGGCCUGGUCAAGGGAGAGAAGACCCUCCACGGCAACUUCAAGCACUACGACAUCCUCGACAGGCUGGGCGACGUCUUCACCUCGGACCUGACAAACUCCCCCAUGCGGUGCUUGUCCUUUGGCAUGGGCGGCCAGGGCGGAAGGGCGCGGCUCUUCGACGGCAUCGUCUGCGACCCACCGUACGGCGUGAGGGAGGGCCUGGUGGUGCUCGGGUCCCGAGACCCUGAGGCGCGGCCGUGGGUCGUUGAGGCCGGGCACGAGCGGCUCAAGGACCCCAACUUCGUGCCGCCCAAGAAGCCCUACAGCUUCCUCGCUAUGCUCGACGAUAUCUUGCACUUCGCGUCCGAGACCCUCGUGGACGGCGGACGGCUGUCGUUCUGGAUGCCGACGGCCAACGACGAGGACCAGGAGAUCCCGUUGCCGACGCACCCUUGCCUCGAGGUUGUCGCCAUCUGCGUGCAGCCAUUCAAUAAAUGGUCUCGCAGGCUCAUCACGUACCGUAAGCUGCCGGAUGAGUCUGUCGCCAGGUCCGAGCUGGAAUCGUGGAGGGCGGCGGCGGAAAGGCAGCACGUGGGCACGACUGCUGACGAGCUCAACCCGUUCAGAAAAGGCUACUUUAACAAGUUCCAGGCAGAUACCUCAUCGUAA